This is a messenger RNA of Dichomitus squalens LYAD-421 SS1, 1341 nucleotides long. Its product is annotated as Pkinase-domain-containing protein. Lineage: Eukaryota; Fungi; Basidiomycota; Agaricomycetes; Polyporales; Polyporaceae. The transcript is spliced from 2 exons. Gene Ontology annotation, molecular function: ATP binding; protein serine/threonine kinase activity. The coding region runs from base 1 to 1341 and encodes 446 amino acids. Gene Ontology annotation, biological process: protein phosphorylation; intracellular signal transduction. The record is from RefSeq and is a predicted model, not a curated record.
AUGUACACCUCUCCUCACAGCACAGCGCCAGACUUCACUGGUAUGACUAUCGACAACGGUCGCUUGCGCCUCGUCCAACUGCUUGGCGAGGGCGCGUUCGGCCUUGUCUAUCGCGCCGUCGACGAGACCUCCGCCGCGUCUUCGUGCAAUCCCGAGCCCAAGCAGUACGCCGUCAAGAUCAUGAAGAAGGUGGACGUGGACACCCGCCGCGCAUAUUUUCAGAGGCGCGAAGUCUCUACGCACAUGAGCAUCCACGAUCACCCAAACAUCGUCUCCGUCCACGGUGUCUUCGAGUGCCCCUACUACGUCUACCUCGUGCUCGAAUUAUGCCCGGGAGGCGAUCUUAUGAACGCUCUCCUUGACCGUCUUCUCUACACCCGCAAGGAUGCGCUUCUGAAAAGCGUAUUCCUGCAGAUCAUUCAGGCCGUCGAAUACUGCCACGAUCACGGCGUGUACCAUCGUGACUUGAAGCCGGAUAACAUUCUGGUGAACGAGGACGGCUCGGAAAUCAAGUUAGCGGACUUCGGUCUUGCUACAACCUCCAAGGUCAGCGGUACCUUCGGCUGCGGAAGCGGUCACUACAUGGCACCUGAGUGUAUUGGGUUGGAGUUCGACUAUACCCCCUACAGCACAGAGGCCUGUGAUGUCUGGUCACUCGGCAUCAUCCUGGUCAACCUCGUCGCGGGCCGCAAUCCAUGGACGUACGCGCUCUCGACUGACAGGGCUUUCUCGCAUUACCUUUCGAACCCGAACCACAUGCGUGACGUCCUUCCCGUGUCGGAGGAGGCUCAAUAUAUACUCCGUGGGGUUCUCAACCCCGACCCCGUGGAGCGCUGGACCCUCCAAGAGUUGCGCCAACACAUCGAGGAGGUGGAGACGUUCUUCAUGAGCGAGGAGGAUAUCGCGGUAGCCAGCAAGCACGUGCAGCUGGUCGCGGCGACGUACUGCCCACGCAAGGCCGUUGAAGACAUCGCACGCUCUCAGUCAGCCAUUUGCAUCGAGGACGCGCGCGAGCUCUUAGCAGAGCAAUUCGUUCUCCGGAACAAGACGCUCCCGAGAAAGCCACUGGCGCGCCCGCAGACGCUCAAGACGAAUGACUCGCAGCAGCACUUCGUCAUCGUGUCGUCGACGGGCCUGUCGAGAUCAAGUUCGACCUCAAUGUCCGGCGAGGAGAGCGAAGGUCCGAUCACGCCUGAGACACAUGCCCAGGAUCCUGUGCAGCUGGCAGAGGUGCCGGAGUUCACGGACAGCGAGAAUCUCGGGGAGUUGGAGGUCCCAGUGCAGAAGGAACGCUCCCUUGUUGUUCAAUUCCCUAUUCCACCUGCUACCACCUGCGCAUAA